This is a messenger RNA of Zeugodacus cucurbitae (melon fly), 2616 nucleotides long. RefSeq names its product TBC1 domain family member 22B (gene Tbc1d22). Bases 310 to 2031 code for a protein of 573 amino acids. Gene Ontology annotation, molecular function: GTPase activator activity. NCBI's taxonomy places the organism in Eukaryota, Metazoa, Arthropoda, Insecta, Diptera, Tephritidae. The record is from RefSeq and is a predicted model, not a curated record. The transcript has 9 exons. Gene Ontology annotation, biological process: activation of GTPase activity.
CAUUUAAAAACAUCACUUAAAUGUGUAGACUUUAAUUUCUUACUUAUUAUCGAUGUAUCGCAAUAUCGAUAUACCAUUGGCAGAACUACUUAAAGUCAGUGCAAUUUUGAUUGAUAGCUCAGAUAUUUUUUAUUUCACUCAUUGAACACUUCAACAGAAGUACUCGGGAUAUGCACUCACGAAAAUAAAAAGAGCUACAAAACAGAACUGCGGUUAGAAUUAAAAACAGAUCAUUCAUUAAGAAGUUUAUGGAUAUUUAUGAAGUAAGGAGCUAUUCUGUAAGUUAAGAAUUUCGCAUUUGCGCAUACUAUGGACAAUAAUGUAGACGGUGCAAGACAAAACGGCAGCAAGAAAAGCAAUACCAACACGGCUAGUGGAGGGCCAGCGGCAAAUACGACAAACAUAGCUGCACCAACGGCAACAGCAACAUUGGUUCCCAAUAAAAACACAAAUAACAGUAACAGCAGUGGUAGUGGAAACUCUUCAUUUUGGAAAAAUAGCGGGAGAUUAGUGCCGGGACGUCCAAGUCCUAAGCGUGUUGACGCCACUCAAUUUAGUGGCAAAGGUGAAGGUAUGGUGUCUACUUUUCGUGACUAUCAGCAGUCUGUUAGCGAUGCUUGGGACAUGGGUGAUGACGAAUUUUGUAUCAUAUCGGAUACAGCAUCUGGUGGACAGUUGGGAAAUAAUUCGCGAAUAUCAAAAAAAGUCUCACAGACAGCAGCGUUAAAUGUUAUUGAAACGCAUCGGAAUUCAGCAAAUACUUCCACCACACAUACAACGGCAACAGCAGCAGCUACAGAAGCGAUCACAACCAUAGGGGCAGCAGCUACUAUCAAUAACACAACAACUAGAGUGCCAACUACAGAAGAACAACAAUGCCUCAAAUCGCAAUCAACAGUCAGUCAAAGAAACGAAGAAGCGGAGCCAACAAAUGAAUCAAAGAGCGAAGCGGAAGCAAGAAUUAAAGUCGUGCGAAAUUUCCACGCAUACCCCGGACGACCACAAUUGCAAAAGUUCAGUUCAAAUUCACAAGAAACCGAAUAUGAGACAAAAAUUGAAAAAUUCCAUAUUUUGCUGGAAUCGCCGCUCUUAGAUUUAGUUGCAUUAAAGAAAAUUAGCUGGUCAGGUGUACCGAAAAAGAUGCGCGCAGUCAGCUGGCGUCUACUCUCUAAGUAUUUACCACCAGCGAACGAACGACGAAAUGCCGUGCUCGAAAGCAAACGACAAGGAUAUCACGAUUUGCGACAUAAUUAUUUUAGAGUUGACAGUCAAGAUGAGUCACAGCAGGACACAUAUAGACAGAUACAUAUCGAUGUGCCACGUAUGAAUCCGCAAAUAUCACUAUUUCAACAAAAACUCGUACAGGAAAUGUUUGAACGUAUUUUAUUCAUUUGGGCGAUACGUCAUCCAGCUUCGGGUUAUGUUCAAGGCAUAAAUGACUUGGUUACGCCAUUUUUCAUUGUAUUUAUGCAAGAAGUACUCGAACCAGGCACUGAUUUGGAAAAAUUCGAUAUUAGCACUUUAUCUGUAGAUAAACGUGACGCCAUUGAAGCGGACUCUUUUUGGUGUCUCUCCAAAUUUCUCGACUGUAUACAAGAUAAUUAUAUUUUUGCGCAAUUAGGUAUUCAAGAGAAGGUUAAUCAACUAAAAGAUCUUAUACAGCGGAUUGAUGGAAAUCUUCAUCGUCACCUGCAAGCGCAUGGCGUGGAUUAUUUGCAAUUUUCUUUUCGUUGGAUGAAUAAUUUACUAACCCGUGAGCUACCAUUACAUUGCACCAUACGCCUGUGGGACACAUACCUCGCUGAGUCUGAUGGCUUUGCACUCUUCCAUUUAUAUGUGUGUGCGGCAUUUUUAUUGCAUUGGAAAGACAGAUUAAUGCAACAAAACGAUUUUCAGGGUCUCCUGUUACUGCUACAAAAUCUGCCAACGGAAAACUGGUCGGAUCGUCAAAUAAAUGUGCUGGUGGCGGAGGCUUUUCGUCUGAAGUUCACUUAUGCUGAUGCGCCAAAGCAUUUGGAGGCGAAAAGUUGACACCAGCAACAACCGAAAACAUAUAUCUAUGAGUACGUGGCAUAAUUUUGUUUAAAUAAAGACAUGCGUUAGUUAUGAAAGCGUUCAAAUGCUUAAUUAUUAAAAUCAGACACUUAACUGCAUAAAUAAUCCAAACGCAUUCAAACAUUCAGCAUAAAUAUACGAUUAUUAUAAUAAUAAUUAUUAUAAAUUAUUGCAUAUACUUUGUAUAUAUUACACAUAAAAUGUUUAACUCAAUGAUGCAUACAAUUUUUUUCUGAUGAGAAUUUAUAAAAUCGAAACAAAUAUCAUAUAACGAAAUGUAAACAAAGUUGCAAUUCUUUUAUAUAUUACAGUAAAUAAAAUUAAAGCAAAAUGCAUCUUAUGCAAGAAAAAUUAGCAUUUAAAAUCGUACAGUUGAAUAUAAUUAGCUUUAUAGUACCCGUAGAAAUCCCAAAAUUGUCCUUGUCUUUCCUUCAUGGGUAUGGUGAGUUGGGUAUUCAUGUUGGAUAUAAAAAUAAUUACUAAAUUUGCUUGGAAAUUAGAUCUGGUGAUAACGCAGACUUGAAUAUUUAAAAAAUAGUGCCUUCAAUUAUAAAAAAUAUC